This is a messenger RNA of Mizuhopecten yessoensis (Yesso scallop), 2734 nucleotides long. RefSeq lists its product as uncharacterized. Gene Ontology annotation, molecular function: protein binding; zinc ion binding. The record is from RefSeq and is a predicted model, not a curated record. Bases 333 to 2018 code for a protein of 561 amino acids. Lineage: Eukaryota; Metazoa; Mollusca; Bivalvia; Pectinida; Pectinidae. The transcript is spliced from 2 exons.
UAUCAUAUGAAAAUCUGUCAUCCGCAGUUAUAGAUCCGACAAUAUGUACAUAUAUGUGUGCAUCUGUACUCGUAGUGCACCUCAAUUUUGACUGGAUGAACGAACUUAGCAGGAAAUUACUGUUAGCGUGGUCAACAACUUAAAGAUAAAGGAACAGUACCCACCACACGUAAAGGGAUAACACUUGUAUUUCAUUAUCACAUACCGGAUGAUCAUAUUUGUAAUACAAUAGAGAAUCGACUGUUAUCACAGGCUGAGGGAGUAUACUCUAAACAAACUAGUCAGUACGAAUUCUUCACAGCUUCAGUAUUUAAGAAGGUACCGUCGAUGAAAUGGCUGGAAUGGCUACUCAAACCUAUAAAGAACAGAAGAACAGUCAGACCUCUUGUGUUCAUCACAAGGGUGAAAAGUUGGAAUGGUUUUGUGAAAAGUGUUCUGAAUUGAUUUGUCCGAAAUGUGUGUCCAGUUUACACAAAGGUCAUAAAUGUGACCACCUGAGUGAAAUUACUCCUACAAACAAACUGAAGAUUAAAGCAUUCAUCUAUGACACGGAAGAAAAUGAACUAACUCAGAUUCACAAGGAACUCAACUCCACCCAGGACAGCUAUCAAAAGGACAUUGACCAUUUCGACAGUGUAGCCAUAGAAGUAGAAGAAACAGGAAGAAAACUCAAGGAGGAUCUUGAUAUUUUUAUAUCUCAAACACAUUCUCAAUUGAAAUUUUUGAAAGACGAAAACUGCAAACUCCGCCACAGUUACGCGGCAGAGCUUGAGAAGACACUUGGCGGAUUGAAAGAGCAGUUGAAACAAUGUAAGGAAUCCCUUCAAACUGGCACAGAUAUCCAUGUGUUUGACAUGGUCCUUGGACUCCAAAGAACUACCACGUUACCAAGGAAACCCACCUUUGGUAAUGCAUGGUUCACCCCAAACAGGACUAAUGACGGAAGCCUUCAGCACGCUUUUGGUAAAGUGAAGUUGAUCCAACCAAGUUGGUCUGACGAACCCAACUCCAAGGGUCCAGACGCUCUUCAACAGAAGACCAGUCAAACUCUACCAGACAUUUUGCCACGGAACAGCCAGGAAGUGCAGUAUCCCCUUCCACCACAAGCUAUUACAGCGCCAGAACAAGCCUCUCUACCUGAGACCAGUCCUCCGCCACCGUACGACCGUCUAUCGCAGAUCUCUCCACUACCACCACCAUACGACGAUUCUCCACAGACAAACAUUUUGCCAGAACUAAAAUCUCAGUUGAACAUUUCAUCUGUUUGCCCCACUAAUGACGGCGGGGCGUGGACAUGUUAUUGGAAAAGCGACACCGUGACACACCUGACAAGCCAAGGAACCGUACAGCAGAGUAUACAGAUUCCUGUCGUGAUCAAGGAUAUCAGCGUGUCUCCAACUACCCAAAACAUCUGGGCAUGCUCUGACAAAGACAACAGCAUCAUUGAGCUGACAUCAAACACAAUGAAAUGCAGAUUCACAAUUAGGGACGAACCAAAGACCCUAUGCGUCAUUGGGGAAGACCACGUUAUUGCGGGAACGAAAAACAAAAUUACAGAAUACACUUCAGAAGGAAAAGUUGUCAUCGCUACAACAAAAUCACUGUUUUCGAAGCCCUUAGUUUGUUCACCACAGAAGAUAUCGCAGUGUCCCAUCAGUGAAAGGAUUGCUAUAGUUGACAGGGAUCGAUCAGGUGAAAGGGGUCAAGACAAGCCCCAUAUCGUUAUCAUGGACAAAAACCUACAGGUGCUCUACCGAUAUGGACGGUCCCAGCACAAAGGCCGUCCCGGGACAAAACCGUUUAACCCAUGGGAUGUCGCGUACGACCGUAUGGGACACUUGGUAAUUGCGGACGGUGGCAACUGUUGUCUGCAUCUCCUGAGUGGAAGUGGAGACUACCUUCGCCUCCUCCACACUGACACAGCCCUAGCGUGGGCUGUAGGUGUAGGCAGACAGGACCAGGGCUUGUGGGCGGUGUUCGGUGACCGAGUUAAACUGGUAAAGUACGUGCAUGUAUAAGUAAAGUGAUGUUGAAAGAUUGUACUAAUCUUCACAAGCUGACAUUGCCACGGGGACUCUUAAAUUGCGUAACUCACUCUGACAAAGAACUAUUAAUGUCAUUGGAUUCAAAUCCUAUCAUUCUCUACGUUUCCCUGCGAUACACUGUGGUGUACAAUGUAGUAUCAAAUAAUACAAGAUAUACGCACUGCGCGUCAUACUACAAUGUACCAGCAAUUAGUACUAGCAAUAUAUUAGAGAUAAACGAAAUGGCAAUUAACCAGUGGGGUUAUAUUGAAAAUUUUACGGUAUAAAAACAUCCGAUCAUUAAAUGAAAGGUCAACAUAACAUCAACCAUAAUGUAGUGUUUUAAUUUUAUUUAAAUCAGUUCAACGUCACAAUACCAUAUUGAUUCUCGGACUACGCAACGUUAUCAGACUGCGGAAAGUUGAUAUGCGGUUUGGAUUCUAAACAGAUAUUGAUCAACCACAAUUUAAAUGACAUGGAUUUCAAGGAUGAUAUACUUUUAUUAAUUACGUAUUGUCUAUUCAUAGUUUUGUAAAAUGUUCCUUUACUCAGCUACAACAUAUGUACCUCGAGUAGAUCUAAAAGCAUUUAAGUUCAUGUCGGAAGUCUUUUGGUGAAAUAAGUGCCUAAUUAACAGUUUCGGAAAUGACGGGAAAUUAAUGAUAUUGUAUAAUAUAAUGAUAGAAUAAAUGUGUAAAUAAAAUGCUAAA